ACCUCUUGCUCACUUUCUGCUGAAAAAUACAGCUGCACUUUUGUUUAGAGUCCAGAUCAUCAAUCUAGACUUGUUUGUUUGGGUGGAGCUACAAGCUGUUGCAGUUUCAACAUCCUUUCCCUUCAUUCUGAGCUUAUUUUUUAGGAUAUGGGGGAUCAAAAUAAAAUACUAUCCCGUCCCAUUUUCCGCCGGGAUGUGAGCUGGGAUCCUUUCCCAAACUGGACACAGCCGAGCCGAAUCUUUGCGCAGGAUUUUGGCCUACCUCCCUUCCUGGAUCCCAGUGAUCUGGACUGGAUAGAGUGGUCAAAGAGGAGACUGGCAGCUUUCUCCUGGCCUGGGUACACACAAACUCCCCUGCUGCCUCCGUUCAGUGGUCAGCACCCUGCGGCGCUGAACCAAAAGGGUCUGAGACAGCUGACGAGUGGAGUGUCAGAGAUCCAAACAGGGCAAGACAGCUGGAAGAUUAACCUGGACGUCAAUCACUUCUCGCCUGAGGAAAUUACAAUCACAACUAAGGAGGGGUACUUGCAAAUAUCAGGAAAUCACGAGGAAAGACAGGAUGAGCAUGGAUCGGUUUCAAGGUGCUUCACCCGCAAAUACAAGCUGCCACAGGGAGUGGAUUCACAGCACAUCAGUUCUUCGCUGUCUGUUGAUGGAGUUCUGUCCGUGGAGGCCCCCGCCCCCGGGACAUCCAUCAGAGACACAGCCAGUGAGAUCGUCAUACCUGUUCAGAUCAGACAGACGCAGGACGGUGAAAAGGGGAACCAGUAAGCAAGAAUUUGAGACUACAAUCAGGAUGUAGAUCAAGUUAUGGGUAGUAACCUUUGCAGCAACUGGCAAGAAAAAGACAAGUAUUUACUGUAACAACUUGCUUGUUUUCCUGCUAUAUGAUACUGACACUGAAAAAUGUCACCAGAACAACACUUUUGGUUUCAAAAUCAAAUGCAAACUCAUCAAUAGGACCAACUCUGAAAUAAGGAAUUAUUUUUGCUUAUCAACAUGUAUAAACAGUUAGCAUUAUCUUGUUUAAGCAACAGCAUACUUUUUUUCAUGCUCUUCUAAUGUCUUUAUUAAAUGAAAAAACACAUGUUAGCAGCAGGUAGUUGUGACCUUAAAUGACCUAAGGGACUGUGGGGAUAAUGUCUGACAAUACUGGCCAACAAUGGACAGUGGAAAUGGAGUAUUUAUAUCUAAUCUGAUUAUUUUCUUCAUGCAAAAAGGUCAAAUUGUGCUUCUGUGUAACAUAGCAUUAUGUGAUUAAUAAUCAAUUUUGUUGAUUUUAUUUUGCUUUUGAUGCAGAGAAACACUGUAAAAGCCGUAGCAUAGAUUCACUGUGUGUCUUUGUCCUAAAAGUUGUAUAUUGAUGGAUUGAAU
Plectropomus leopardus (leopard coralgrouper) is the source of this 1374-nucleotide messenger RNA. RefSeq names its product heat shock protein beta-1-like. The record is from RefSeq and is a predicted model, not a curated record. Gene Ontology annotation, cellular component: cytoplasm; nucleus. Gene Ontology annotation, biological process: negative regulation of apoptotic process; protein refolding; response to heat. NCBI's taxonomy places the organism in Eukaryota, Metazoa, Chordata, Actinopteri, Perciformes, Serranidae.